AUGACAAAUUCAAAGUUGGCAAAGAAGAAGAAAACAAGAAAGGAAUUGAGACAAUCAGAACUAUGGUCAAAGUAUAGGUUUAUUUGUUGCUGCAAGCGAUGUAGUUCUUUGCCCUUCACAUAUGUGGAUCAGUCAUUGCAAGAAAUAUCUGUUUCAUGCCGAGAUUUAUCUGGUCUGCGUUCCGAUUACAAGCUCUUCAGAGACAUGGCUGAUAGAAGAUUGACUGAUUCCAUUGAAGAUGUUAUAUCAGAGUACCUUUCAGUCGGUGAUUCCGCGUCUUGUUGUGAGAAGCUUGAGAAGAUUCUUAUUCAAGGUCUGGACGAGCAACUAGAAAUAAAUGAAGGAAAAUCACAUUCUAAAUUCACACUGCAUCCCCUUCAUCACCUCUCUCUAAAUUCCUAUACAACACUAACUUCAGCAUAUAAAGUCCGCGCUAGUGAUUUAUUAUCCGACGAUUCCAAAACAGAUCUUAACCAAACAGAAGCUUUUGAUAUGAGCAGAACUAGUUCAGCGUAUUCUUUGUUAUUGGCUGGUGCAGCUCAUCAUCUCUUCGCUUUUGAAUCAUCGCUUAUUGCAUCAGUUGCUAACUUUUGGAUAGGAGCUGGUGAAUCGUUGUUAACUCUUACCACAAAUUCCGGAUGGAGUAGGUUUGUUAAUUCUGACACAAAAUUUGAAUGCUCUAAGUGUUCACUAGUGAAUAGAUUUAGAGCCUGUAUAUUAAAUGGUCAAAUCAAAAGUGAAGAUUUUGAGAUUGUAACAAAUGAGUUUAUUCAUUGUGUCUCGGAUAUAACUCAUGAAAUUUGGGGUUUCCUUGUAUAUGGUUGCAAUUUUCUGAAAUCGUGUAAAGACCCUGUUAAUUUCAGCUGGCUAAUGUCUACCAAAAAUUCAGAGGAUGUUGCGGCUCAUGAUAUCGAAAAUGACAAGUGUUACACACAUGAAUCUGGGAAUAGUAUCGGUGUUCGUGAUGAACAAGCAUACAAUGAUCAUACACUAGCAUACAUUUUUCAGCUUGGUGGACACUGCUUAACAUAUGGAGGAUUAUUGGCUUGUAUAUGUUAUGGUCCCAAUUUCCAUUUGGUUUCUCAUGUACAAAAUAUUCUAGAUCAUGAAAAUGAUUCAUUAUUUUCACAUAAUGUUUGA
Messenger RNA from Vicia faba (fava bean), 1140 nucleotides. Lineage: Eukaryota; Viridiplantae; Streptophyta; Magnoliopsida; Fabales; Fabaceae. The record is from the annotation of a GenBank genome assembly.